GACGACGAAGAGUAAACAGAGCAGCUGUCAAACGAUUCAGAGAUGAAACGCUUGCUGCUAUCGUAAAGGGAACAUAAUACAAGCUGUUUGGCCCUGAAUACAUAACAAGACCCGGUUAUAUGAGAGCAGCCGGUGCAGCCUUGCGAACAGUAACUCUCAGGUGUUGGUCUUGGUGAUCACCAGCAGGACAGGAGUGAUUCUGCCCUGCGAUGUUAACAGACAUGGACUAUGAGCUGGAGGAAGACAAGUUGGGAAUACCAACAGUACCUGGCACCGUCUCUCUGAAGAAAGAUGCUCAGAACCUGAUAGGGAUCAGCAUCGGUGGAGGGGCGCAGUACUGCCCCUGUCUCUACAUCGUGCAGGUCUUUGACAACACCCCAGCGGCUCUGGAUGGGACACUGGCAGCUGGUGAUGAAAUCACAGGGGUGAAUGGCAAACCUGUGAAGGGAAAGACCAAGGUGGAGGUGGCCAAGAUGAUUCAAGCUGUCCAGGGAGAAGCAACAAUCCACUAUAACAAACUGCAGGCAGACCCCAAACAGGGGAAGUCUCUGGAUAUAGUGCUGAAGAAAGUAAAACAUCGGCUGGUGGAGAACAUGAGCUCAGGCACAGCUGAUGCUCUUGGCCUCAGCAGAGCUAUUCUAUGCAAUGAUGGAUUGGUCAAGAGACUGGAGGAGCUGGAGAAAACAGCAGAGCUCUACAAAGGACUGAUGGAGCAUACAAAGAGACUGCUUAGAGCCUUCUUUGAGCUCUCGCAAACUCACAGAGCGUUCGGUGAUGUUUUCUCUGUCAUUGGGGUACGAGAGCCCCAGGCUGCAGCCAGCGAGGCCUUUGUGAAGUUUGCUGAUGCUCAUCGCAACAUUGAAAAAUACGGCAUCCAGCUACUAAAGACCAUCAAGCCUAUGCUUCAUGAUCUGAACACGUAUCUUCACAAGGCCAUACCAGACACCAAACUCACCAUCCGCAAGUAUCUGGACGUCAAGUUUGAAUAUCUAUCAUACUGCCUGAAGGUGAAGGAAAUGGAUGAUGAAGAAUACAGCAGUAUCGCCAUGGGAGAGCCCUUAUAUCGCGUCAGUACCGGUAACUAUGAGUACCGCCUGGUGCUGCGGUGUCGGCAGGAGGCUCGUGCCCGCUUCGCCAAGAUGAGGAAGGACGUACUGGAGAAGAUAGAGCUGCUGGAUCAGAAACACGUCCAGGACAUUGUGUUCCAGCUGCAGCGCUUCGUGUCAGGCAUGUCGCGUUACUACGAUGAGUGUUACGCCGUCCUGAAGGAGGCAGAUGUCUUCCCCAUCGAAGUGGACCUUUCCCGCACCAUGAUCAACUACAGCAGCCAGUCACACUCCUACACGGAGGAGGAGGAGGAGGAGGAGGAGGAAGGCGGGGGAGAAGAGGGAGGAGGAGGUGGUGCGGGAAGACGAGCAGAGAACGGCGCUGAGAAGCUGAUUGACGAUGAAUGAGAGUUUGUGAUGUGGAGUGGUUUUCCUGUGGAGCUUAAAAGAAUACUUCACCCAGAACUGAAAAUUUUAAAACACUGACGAUUUUAUGUCGGUAUGACACCCCAGUUAGCUAGCCCUCUCUAAAUGAACUGGAAAGAAUUGAGACUGUUUUUUUAGAGAUUCAAAAAAGCUAAAUAAAAAGACCAUGAAAUGACUCAGCAUAGUCCCUGUAUUCUGAAGCCAAAUGAUUAAACCGUGGAUCCCAAAGUCUAGUUUUACCAUUUAAUGUUACUUUUCUACACUAACAGAACUCUGGCUGCCUUUCAGCAAUUUGGUGGAACAAUAUUUACCACUCGACUGGGUCAUUCAAGUACAUUGUAAUUACAUUAUGUCCAACAGCAUUUGAAGGCAACAUCAGUUUGCCACUGUAGUUUUGUGUUGCCGAAAAAGUGUGGAAAAACUCGGAGGUACUGAAGUAGACAGUGAUAUUUUGCAGUCGUUUGGCUUUGGAAAAUUUGGAUUUUGCUGUUUAGAGUAAAUUUCUUUUUUUGUAUUUUUUGGAAUUUUAAAGAAACAGCCUCCAUUUAUUCUGGGUUGGUUUCUUUUUUAAUGCUGGGAAGGCUGCUACCGUCACAGAGAUUUUGCAGGUGUAACGAAAAGACACCUGUCAAGGAGUGGAUAGGUUAAAAAAAAAUGGAGCCAACAUUGAAGAAGGACAGGAGUCAAAGGAAUGGGGCCAAAACGUCCCAAGGAAGCUCCUUGUUUCCUCAUUGGUGGAUGUGAAGCAGAAAGGCUCCUGAUUGGCUGGUUUCUGCAGAGAGGAAAGGUGGACGUUUCUGUAACAUUUGAGAGAGAAUGAGCUUACGUCGUGGUGGGAAAGACGUCCUUUACUGUCGCUCAUUUAUUUGUAAAACCACUGUGCCGUGUCAGACUCUUUGGGAACAUUUUAAAUCUCAAAUUUUCAUUUUGGGUGAAGUAUUCACAUAAGACUUCCCAUCAAAUGUAUUCUUCAGUAGCAGUUGCUCUUAAUUCACUCACUUAGAAAUGAUCUUCAGAGGAAACUACUGCAAAGUGCUGCUAUAUCGCUGUGUAUUGGUCUCAGAAAAGUUUUUCCAUCAUCAAUAAUCUACUGUACAGAGUAGCAUGUAAUCUCAACAAUACGGUUAUCUUUUCCAGAAUAAUUCUCAGUCACCUCAGAAAAUAUGGUCCCUGCUUUUGAAGUGAAAUAGUGAGUUAUUUCCAGGUCCUGCUCUCCUGCAGGCAGCUGGACAUGACAUAAGGUCAUUACUAAGUGUGUGUAUGAGUGACAGAGUUACAGAAGGCGACUGCAUUUUAAUUGGACAGCCGUGGAGAGGUGUCAAGACCUCAGACUAGGAUUAUAUGCAGAUGGCACGUGUCAUCUUGAUUAAUUAAAUCUGAUGGUGUCCACACUGUGUUCCAGUGUGAAAGCAUUGUGCAUUGUUUGAAGGUGUACCUUGACAUUUUAAUUUUUAACUUAUUUUCUUGGCCAGGGCCUUGUCACAUUGUGGUGGAGAAGCUACAAUACAUUUGUCCUUUUGGUUAAGUGCCAAUACACCAACUUGUUCUCCACAUUGUGACAGAAUAACUGGCAAAUUAAAAUAAUAUAUAAAUAUUCAAAAUGCCAGGGUAUUUUUAAAGAUAAAUAUAUAUCAGUGACUGGAGCCAAUGUGAUUUGAAGGUAGAUGGAGUGUUUGUUACUUGCUGCUGUUGCACUCCAGUUUUUCUUGUGUCUGAACACUGGCCGGCGUGUCAUCCUGCUGAAGGAUGUGUGUCCACUCUGCUUCUGUUUGGGAUCCAGUGACGCCUUUUAAAUGUUUCCAUGGGGAAGAGAGCAUUUGCUGCCACAUGUCCACUUCCAGUGAGCAUGGCAGCAAACAUUUUUCUUCAGAGUACUUUACCUUUUUGUAUGACUACACUGGAUUCUUCAAGUUGAAAAUGCUCCCCUCUCCCCCUUUGCCUAUUAAUAUGAUCGAAUCUGCAGUGCCUUUUUCCCCAAACCGCACCCAUGUGCUUCAUCAUAGCACCACCUAGCAUCGUGGCAGUGAUUUUUUUUUUUUCAGCCAGUGACAGAAGCCUAGUGGACACAGACCCAAACAGAGCUUGAACACUAAUUAUAGAUGUGUUUACAAAGGGAGAGAGAUUUUAACUAGCAUAGGACUUCUGUUGACAUUCCCACUGCAUUGUUUUUCUUUUUGUGUAUAUUUAAAACUUAAUCAAUAUGUAAAAUGUAAGUAUGAUUCAGUGUUACAUCUGCACAGUGUGUUAUGCUGUACAUUGCGUGUGCUUUGUUUUGUCUUAUGUUGUCUUUGUCCUUUUCUUUGGUCUGCGGGGGAGUCAGUUUAAUUUGUCUGUUUGUUAUGGGCUUGCACAUUUUCAUAUCCAUGAGUUGUAUUGAAGUUUAGUGUGUGACAGCGGAGGCCACCGCUUGGGGGCAGCAUCACAUCACGUCAGCCCUGCUAAAGCUGUUAACACUGCAGUGCACUCAUAUUGUGAAGUAACGGGAUGGGUUGUUUUCGUUGAUUUUUUCCAUUUGUUUUCUCAAAAAUACACUGGAAUGUAUUCAAUAAAAGGGAGCUAUAUUGUGUGCUCUAUCACGUUCACACAUUUUGUCUGUUUUUAUAAUGACCACCUUUACAUGACCUAGGCAGAUAGGGGUUUUCAUUUUCUAUACCAUAAACUUAAUUUCUUAAAAAGAUGGUUUUUUAUAUGAAGUAUAAAACGGACGGCUUAAGCAAUGGGCCAGAUUUGAAAGCCUGUCUUAUUUCAUGAAAAGAAAUAUAAAACAUUCACAUUUCUUUUCUAAUGAUCUUCAUUAGUGAUGUGGGAUGUAACGUUAAAAUAUUUCAUGGUGUUUGUCUUUAUAUUGUGCGAGUGUGCUAGUCGGAAAAUACCCUGGUUUGCUCGUGGGAGGGAAACAUUUUUUAUAUGAUUGAUGAAUUGAAAUAAAGCCUGGCAGCAUGGCAGUGUGUUUGACAGAC
Myripristis murdjan (pinecone soldierfish) is the source of this 4432-nucleotide messenger RNA. RefSeq names its product protein interacting with prkca 1 (gene pick1). The transcript is spliced from 13 exons. NCBI's taxonomy places the organism in Eukaryota, Metazoa, Chordata, Actinopteri, Holocentriformes, Holocentridae. The coding region runs from base 210 to 1454 and encodes 414 amino acids. Gene Ontology annotation, cellular component: synaptic vesicle; neuron projection; postsynaptic early endosome. The record is from RefSeq and is a predicted model, not a curated record. Gene Ontology annotation, molecular function: phospholipid binding; protein domain specific binding; protein kinase C binding. Gene Ontology annotation, biological process: dendritic spine maintenance; positive regulation of receptor internalization; receptor clustering.